CUAAACCAAAGAUAUAACAUUCUAGAGAGAGAACACACACACGCACUGUGUGACUCUACUUGAUUAACAAGUAAAAAAGGGUUUUAAUUACUAUAUAUACAAAUCUUUCACUAAACAGUAACAAAACCCUUUUUUUCAUUCAUGUUUUCUCUCUUCCUCAUUUAAAAGUGAUUAUAUUAGCCAGAUCUGAUUAAGGAAAAGUGGACUGAUUAGAUAUAUAUACAGAUAUAAAUAUAUAUAUAGAUCAGAUGGGUGGUGAUCAAAAUUAAUUUCUUUGAUGAUUGUGUUUGAACCAUACAAUACAAAAUCUUUGGAACCAGCUUUUGAGUUUGGCUCACUUUUGAAGUGUGAAAAGAGAAAGAUUUGGUUGUCUUUCUUAGCCAUUUCAUUAGCCGGUGUAUGUCUCGUAACAUAGACAGCAGCCCGGUUCAAACGCAAAUGGCUGCAGCGGUUUUUAAGAGUCCUGUUGGGAGGGAGUAUCAUGGGAAUGAGAGGAUGGAAGGGGUUAAAACAGGGAGAAGACGGGUUUUUGUUCAAACUGAAAGCGGGUGUGUUUUGGGAAUGGAUUUGGAUCGAAAUGAUAAUGCGCAUAUGGUUAAACGAAGGUUACAGAUUGCUCUUAAUGUUUCGACUGAAGAGAGUUCUUUGACAUUUGGUGAUAUGGUGUUGAAGAAUGAUCUUAGUGCUAUUCGUAACCAUUCCCCUUUAUUGUUGACACGAAACCUUAUGCAUAGAAGCUCUUCGACUCCUUGUUUGUCGCCUUCUGGGAGGGAUAUACAAAAGAGAGAUCGUAGCGGGCCUAUUGAGAUCUUGGGGCAUUCGAAAAGAUUUUCAACAACAAAAGAGCUAGUUGACGAGAUUGUGAUGGCUUUGAAGGCAGGUGUUGACCCGAUCCAAGUUCAUGGUGGGCUUGGAGGUGCUUAUUAUUUUAGAAACAGUAGAGGAGAAAGUGUGGCAAUUGUGAAACCGACUGAUGAGGAGCCUUUUGCCCCUAAUAACCCGAAAGGGUUUGUGGGUAAAACUCUUGGGCAACCAGGGUUAAAGAGAUCGGUUCGUGUUGGUGAAACGGGCUUUCGUGAAGUGGCUGCUUACCUUCUUGAUCAUGACCAUUUUGCUAAUGUACCUUCUACUGCACUAGUCAAGAUUACACACUCUAUUUUUAAUGUUAAUGAUGGUGUAAGUGGGAAUAACAAUAAGAAGAAUAAAAGUUUUAGCAAGAUUGCUUCAUUUCAACAGUUUAUCCCUCAUGAUUUUGAUGCUAGUGACCAUGGAACAUCAAGUUUCCCGGUCUCUUCUGUUCAUCGUAUUGGUAUAUUAGAUAUAAGGAUCUUUAACACUGAUCGGCAUGGCGGGAAUCUGCUUGUCAAGAAGCUUAAUAAUGAUGGCAAAUUUGGUCAACAGUUUGAACUUGUUCCCAUUGACCAUGGCCUGUGCCUGCCAGAAAGCUUAGAGGAUCCAUAUUUUGAGUGGAUCCAUUGGCCACAAGCUUCAAUUCCAUUUUCAGAAGAUGAGCUUGAGUACAUUAAAGCACUUGACCCGAGUCAUGACUCAGAGAUGCUAAGAGAGGAGCUUCCCAUGAUUCGUGAAGCCUGUCUACGUGUUCUGACCCUCUGCACUAAUUUCCUUAAAGAAGCUGCUUGUUUUGGGCUGUGUCUAGCUGAGAUUGGUGAGAUGAUGACCCGUGAGUUUAGGCGUGGUGAAGAGGAACCCAGUGAGCUCGAGGUUUUGUGCAUAGAAGCAAGGCGGAUUGUAGCUGAGAGGGAAAGAGAAAUAUUUGCGUUAUCUCCUAAAAGAGAAAUGCAGGAAGACGGUUUCCAGUUUCAAAUCGACUGUGAUGAUUCUCAAAGUUCCCCAAACCCGAUUUUUCCAUUUCACUUUGGGAUGGGGAGAAACCCGCUUUCUAAACUUGAAGAAGAAGAAGAAAACGAAGAGGAAGAAAGCGAAACAGAAGACAUAGUGUAUCCUACACUUGGAAAUAUACCUUCUGUGUCGAAUAUAUCAAUGUCACUCAAGAAAAACUUAAGUCUAGGCGACUCGUCUGCUGGGCACAGAAGUGCAGGCGAGCAGCUUCCGACAAGUGAAAGCUUUGUGAAGGUGGCAGACAUGAACGACGAAGAAUGGGGCUUGUUUUUAGAGAAGUUUCAGGAUCUGUUGCACCCUGCUUUCGUGCAGCGUAAGUCCGGUGGCACUGGUCAGAGGCAGAGGCAGAGGCUGGGGACUUCUUGUCAGUUUUGAGAGGUUAGGUUAAUCAUGUUUACUGGUUGUAUGAGUUUGACUUGGUAUUUAGUGUUUAGCGUUUAGGCUCGAUCUGGCUGUUUUUCUUUAUUUGUUUCAGUCCUUUUGGCCGUGUUACAUAAAUAACUUGUAAUGUAUGCAAAAAGAAAGAAAAAAAAGUUUAGAGAAUGAAAGUAUUAGUUUAAGAUUGUAAAUA
This is a messenger RNA of Erigeron canadensis, 2431 nucleotides long. Its product is annotated as phosphatidylinositol 4-kinase gamma 7-like. The coding region runs from base 400 to 2235 and encodes 611 amino acids. The record is from RefSeq and is a predicted model, not a curated record. The transcript has 2 exons. NCBI's taxonomy places the organism in Eukaryota, Viridiplantae, Streptophyta, Magnoliopsida, Asterales, Asteraceae.